AUGUCUUCACUGCGCUGUGCCACCCCUAAACUGAGGAACUACUUCAGGGACAAAUACAUCCCUCAGAUCUGUGAGGCGCUGCUAUGUGGAUUACUUGUGACAUGUCCCGACGAUCCACUGAGAUAUUUAGAGCAAAUGAUCAAAAUUAUCAUUAAAAAUGGUCUGGAAAACCUUCUUUGGGACAUGUGCAUCGAUCCAGCACUGAAACCAAGACUUCGGAGACUGUCUGAAACAUACUUGGAACAGCUUUUUGGACUGGAUGACCAACUGGUGACUCCAGAGUUGAUGGUGAAAGCCUGCACGUUUUACACUGGACAUUUAGUGAAGAGCCAUUUUGGUGGUUGGAAGGAGGUCGCAAUACCUCGUGCAAAUCAGGAGGCAAUCAUGGCCGAAAAAAUGAACAGAGCAAUAGAACAUUACAAUUCUAGAUGUCUGAAAUCAUUUUUCAUUCACUGGUUCUCCUAUGUGAAGACCACUAGAGAAAGACUUGUAGUUUCGCUGCUCCGGUUGCGAGAGAUGUUUUAUACCCAAAGGCAAAAACUUAUCCUAGCAAUAUGGAAGGAGAAAGCCAGACAGAGGAGUAAAUCAAGAGAAGACGAUUUGAUUUCAAAGCACGAACUUCAGCUGAGGAAAUGGAAGUACAAGCUUUUGAAGUCCAAAGCAGUUGAGGAAAAGCCCAUUAGCCCCGAGCAAAGUGCCUCUGAAGCGGCCCUGUCGGCUGUGCCUGUGGAAUUUGAGAUCGCAGCGCUGCCAGAUCGAGCGAUUUUGCUGAUUUUCUCGUACCUCAGCUUUAGAGAGACGAUCACAUGCGGUCAGGUGAACCGUUCCUGGAUGGCACUGACACACAGGGGCUUCCUGUGGAGUGCUAUUGAUUUUUCCACAUCGAAAAACAUCGCCGAUAAGUGUGUGGUGACCACUUUGCAAAAGUGGCGUCUAACCGUGCUGCGCCUGAACUUCCAAGGGUGUCACUUCCGGACAAAAACCCUGAAGGCUGUCAGCCACUGUAAAAACCUGCAAGAGCUGAACCUCUCAGACUGCCAGUCCCUCACAGAUGAAUCAAUGAGACACAUUUCUGAGGGCUGCCCUGGCGUCCUGUAUCUGAAUCUGUCCAACACAGCGAUCACCAACAGGACAAUGCGACUCCUGCCCAGGUACUUCCACAACUUACAGAAUCUCAGCCUGGCUUACUGCCGAAAGUUCACGGACAAAGGCUUACAGUACCUGAACUUGGGGGACGGCUGCCACAAGCUCAUCUAUCUGGACCUUUCCGGCUGCACCCAGAUCUCAGUGCAAGGCUUCAGGAACAUCGCCAACAGCUGCACGGGCAUCAUGCACCUGACCAUCAACGACAUGCCAACCCUGACUGACAACUGUGUAAAAGUCUUGGUUGAGAAGUGUCCCCACAUCUCCACGGUGGUUUUCCUUGGCUCACCACACAUCUCUGACCGCGCCUUCAAAGCUCUUUCUUCCUGCAACCUCAAAAAAAUCCGAUUUGAAGGAAACAAAAGGAUUACUGAUGCGUGCUUCAAAUAUAUAGACAAGAACUACCCAGGUAUCAAUCACAUUUACAUGGUGGACUGCAAGGCACUAACGGACAGCAGCCUCAAGUCGCUUUCUGUGUUGAAGCAACUGGCUGUGCUGAACUUGACCAACUGUGUGAGGAUUAGCGACACCGGCCUGCGGCAGUUUCUUGAUGGUCCCGCAAGCAUGAGGCUCAGAGAGCUCAACUUGACUAACUGUACCCUCCUGGGCGACACCUCCAUCGUGAGACUGUCGGAGCGCUGCCCUAAUUUGCACUAUUUGAGCUUACGAAAUUGUGAUCAUUUGACUGACAUCGCAAUUGAAUUUAUUACAAGCAUGCUAUCAUUGAUAUCAAUAGAUCUUUCUGGAACACUCAUCACAAAUGAGUCGUACUGUAGGACCUCGCUGCACCUGGAACACCUGGAUGUCUCCUUCUGUGCCCACCUCACGGAUGAAAUUAUAAAAACCGUAGCCAUCUUCUGCACGCGAAUCACGUCUCUCAACAUCGCGGGAUGUCCAAAGAUUACUGAUGGAGGUCUGGAGGCAUUAUCUGCAAAGUGCCAUUAUCUGCACAUCCUGGACAUCUCUGGCUGUAUCCUCCUUACAGACCAGAUCCUUCAGGACCUUCAAAUAGGCUGCAAACAACUCCGGAUCCUCAAGAUGCGAUACUGCAGGUCCAUCUCCAUGGCGGCAGCUCACAGAAUGUCCGCUGUGGUCCAGCGUCAGGAAUACAGCUCCGGCAACCCUCCGAGAUGGUUUGGGUAUGACUCCGAAGGCAAUCCUCUCGCAGAGCCUCACAAUAGAAUGCCAGUUAGAAAUUACUCAGAACUGAUAGUCAAAGAGGCUUUCAGCAGUGAUGAAGAAAGUCCUGACUCCAACGUCAAAUAGGAAAAACAGAACAUCUGGAACUAAUUUUGAUGCUUCUCCAUUUGAUGUUCAUAUUGUUAGUUGCUGGCUCCCAGUAACAACACAGAAAAGCCACAUGCCUCUGUGUCUUACUUCAAAGCAAACAUCACCUCUCUCUCAUGAGAGCCCACGGUAACCCGGUCAAUUUAUUUACAAACAUUUAUUUAUUUAAUGAAUGUGUGCCCGUAUGAGACCGUGUGUGUGCAGAGUCCACAAGGUCUGAGAACUGGUGUCAGAGGACGGUGAGAGUUAUGUAGGUGCUGGGAACUGAACUUGGGUCUCCAAGGCCAGUGAAGACUUUUGACCACUAAGUCAUCUCUCUAGUUCCAAGCAAACUAAGUUUAGUGAGAUGAUCAGACCCAAGGUUACAACAUAGGAAACAGCUCGGAAGACAUGGCUUUUGUUCUUUAAGUAGAAAAUGCUCUCCAGAUAGGACAAGAACGUGGAGGUGGCCACUGAAACCAGUCAGCUCUUGAGCCAAGGUGACGGACACCUCUGAGGAUCUGUCAAGCUUUGAUACACAUGACAGGGACAUUUUCAAAGGCAAAAAGAAGCUUUCUCAUAGUUUCCAGACACUUGACAAUAAAGGAGAGCUAAAAAUCCCUAGAUUCAACACUCAGAAACAGGAGCGAUGUGGCCAGAAAGGCCGCUGCUGGGACACUGGCUGUGUCUUCUCAGCAUGUCUGGGCUACACAAGGAUGCCAGAAAGACAAAACCAAAACACCUUUUAGUCUUUUUCCGUGAAGAACUGGCCUUUAAUUUCCUAUCUGAAGACUAAUUUAAUAUGCUUCUAUCAUGUUUUUUUUUCCAUUAUUUGACCCAUUAUCAUUACCAUCAUAGGAUCUGAUGCUGCCAGACAGGCAGACACCUUUUCUGACCGCUACACACACCCUGAGGCAGGGACGCUGGAGCAGCCUUUCGCCUCUUUCCUCGGCCCCUUAUCUCUUAAACGAGGUUAGCCUGUUUACCUACAAUUUGAAACAGUUGAAACAUUUAAAAGUUUUAAAAAGGUCUCUCACCAUAUUAUUAUUGAGUAUCCCGUAUCAGUUAAAGGCUUUUAAAUCAUUCCCCUCCCUCUUUCUGGAUGUUUUUGGGAUCAGUGGUAGAAAGUCCAUGGGAGUCAAGAACAAAGGAAUCUGUUAAAACAGCAAGUUUUAAAUCUGCACCAAAUGACCACAGUACGAGUGAAGUUUGUGGCAGCUGUGUGAGGGCUGGCUUCAGGAGUCUGACCCCUGAUGUUCAGUGCA
This is a messenger RNA of Microtus ochrogaster (prairie vole), 3674 nucleotides long. It is a transcript of the gene Fbxl13, whose product is annotated as F-box and leucine rich repeat protein 13. The transcript has 20 exons. Gene Ontology annotation, biological process: SCF-dependent proteasomal ubiquitin-dependent protein catabolic process. The record is from RefSeq and is a predicted model, not a curated record. Gene Ontology annotation, molecular function: protein binding. NCBI's taxonomy places the organism in Eukaryota, Metazoa, Chordata, Mammalia, Rodentia, Cricetidae. Bases 1 to 2409 code for a protein of 802 amino acids. Gene Ontology annotation, cellular component: SCF ubiquitin ligase complex.